AUGGGAGGUAACUGGCUUUUAGUUUUGAGUAUCAUCUUGUUGACAUAUGCAGCUCAUGGGUGUCCUGACAAAUGCCUAUGCCAUACAGCAUCAAAGACUGCAGACUGCAAGAAUAGAGGAUUUACUGAAAUUCCUGCCCGUUUACCUGCUGAAAUUCAGAUACUACAGUUGCAGAAUAACCAUAUUUGGAGAAUCAACCAAAAUGCAUUCACUGGAACACCAUUGCUCAAAAUCUUAGACUUGUCUAAUAAUUCUCUCUCAAGUUUGGCACCUGGUACUUUCAGUUUCCUCCCACACCUAAAAGAACUGGACUUGUCAUCCAACAGCAUUGUACGUUUGCCUGAGACUUUUGGAAACAGCACAGGGAAUAUAACAUUGCUGUCUGUUAAGCAUAACAAACUUCAGAAAAUGGAACGAGUUCUGCUGGAGUCACUUCCAAACCUGAAAGUGGUCCUUUUCAAAGAUAAUCCCUGGCAAUGCAAUUGUAAUGUCUUUGGCCUGAAACUGUGGCUGGAGAGCUUUUUAUACAGAGGAGGAAUAAGUGAUGGCAUUAUCUGUUCAACGCCAGGGAUUCGGAAGGGAAAGGACCUCCUCAAAGUUCCCUAUGAGCUGUUUGGGGCAUGCCCUCUAACAACAGCUCACGUUCAUCUGGCUAGCAUUCACCACCAUAGCUUUGAGCACAGAAGUUCUCUGAAGCAUGCUCAUCACAACGAACAUGAGGAAAACAGCCAUUCAAACUGUGAACCCAAACCAAAGCCAAGGCCUGUUAGUUUGCGCCAUGCAAUUGCCACUGUAGUGAUAACUGGAGUUGUCUGUGGAAUUGUGUGUCUAAUGAUGUUGGCAGCUGCUGUUUAUGGUUGUGCCUAUGCUGCAAUUACUGCUAAGUAUCACAGAGAUCAUUUGGCCCCGGUCAGACAGCAUGGGACUCCUGAGGAAAAAGAGCCAUUUGAUGGUUCCUUGGCUUGA
This is a messenger RNA of Phalacrocorax carbo (great cormorant), 966 nucleotides long. The record is from RefSeq and is a predicted model, not a curated record. Lineage: Eukaryota; Metazoa; Chordata; Aves; Suliformes; Phalacrocoracidae.